AUGAAACCAGAAAACCAAACACAGAUUUCUCAGUUUAUCCUAUUGGGGCUUUCAGAAGAGGCAGAGAUACAGCCCCUCCUCUUUGGACUGUUCCUCUCCAUGUACCUGGUCACCUUCACUGGGAACCUGCUCAUCAUCCUGGCCAUCAUCAAGAACUCCCACCUCCACACACCCAUGUACUUCUUCCUCUCCAACCUCUCGUUUGCAGACAUUUGUUUCACCUCCACCACUGUCCCAAAGAUGCUGCUGAACAUUCAGAUGCAAAAUAAAGUGAUAACCUAUGAAGAAUGCAUCAGUCAGAUUUUUUUUUUCAUGAUUUUUGGAGGAUUAGACCAUUUUCUCUUGACAGUGAUGGCAUACGACCGAUUUGUGGCAAUCUGUCACCCGUUACACUACACAAUUAUCAUGAAUCACAAGUUCUGUUGCCUCCUGCUUCUGGCCUCCUGGUUAUUACUUGUUCUGGACUCUCUAUUACAUGUCUUAAUGAUUUUACGACUAUCUUUUUGUACAGAAUUAGAAAUCUCCCACUUUUUCUGUGAAUUUAAUCAAGUAAUCCAACUUGCUUGUUCCGACACUUUCCUCAAUGCCUUGGUGAUGUAUUUUGCAACUGGACUUUUGGGUAUUAUUCCACUUUCUGGGAUACUUUUCUCUUACAGUAAGAUUGUAUCUUCCAUUUUGAAAAUUUCAUCAGCUGAUGGCAAGUAUAAAGCCUUUUCCACUUGUGGGUCUCACCUCUCAGUUGUUUCCUUGUUCUAUGGUACAUCUCUUGGAGUUUAUCUUAGUUCUGCUGCUACCCCAAACUCCAGGGCCCCUGCAAUAGUCUCAGUGAUGUACACUGUGGUCACCCCCAUGCUAAACCCCUUUAUCUACAGUCUUAGAAAUAAUGACAUAAAGCAGGGCCUAAGAACACUUCUCAACUGA
This is a messenger RNA of Chrysochloris asiatica (Cape golden mole), 921 nucleotides long. Its product is annotated as olfactory receptor 7A5-like. Gene Ontology annotation, cellular component: membrane. The coding region runs from base 1 to 921 and encodes 306 amino acids. Gene Ontology annotation, molecular function: olfactory receptor activity; G protein-coupled receptor activity. Lineage: Eukaryota; Metazoa; Chordata; Mammalia; Afrosoricida; Chrysochloridae. The record is from RefSeq and is a predicted model, not a curated record. Gene Ontology annotation, biological process: G protein-coupled receptor signaling pathway. The transcript has a single exon.